This is a messenger RNA of Naegleria gruberi, 2235 nucleotides long. RefSeq lists its product as uncharacterized. The record is from RefSeq and is a predicted model, not a curated record. The transcript has a single exon. NCBI's taxonomy places the organism in Eukaryota, Heterolobosea, Eutetramitea, Acrasida, Naegleriidae. The coding region runs from base 1 to 2235 and encodes 744 amino acids.
AUGUUAUACGGAGUUGGCAAGGGUUUCUUCACUCCCUUCAUUAACCAAAACGAAAAUACAUUGCAACCCGUGCCUUUUUUUCAAUAUCUACUUGAUCAUCCAGAUGAUGAAAUUGUUCAAGUUGAAAUGAAAUAUAACAAUGUUCUCAUCAGAUCACAAAUGGGACAAGUUCUCGGGUGUGGAUUGAAUUCGUUCGGAGAGUUGUUACAACCCCAAGAUCGUCAGAUGAAACGAUUUCCAGUGCCCAUCUUCAAGAAGGGUAUUAGACAUUGUGCUCUAGGUUAUCAAUGUUCAAUUUUCUUGGAUUUUGAUGGAAUUGUUUCUUGGUACUAUGAUGGAAGAGUUUUUAAACUUGACGGGUUGAAACUUGGAUUGGAAAAAGUGACAAUUAUUGGAGAUACACCUUUUGCAAUUGCAAAAUACAAGUCUUUUAGAGUGAAAUCGACAGGUUUUGUUGAUUGUACUCAACCAAAGGGAAAUGAAGAACCUGCUUUUUACUUUAAUAGGGGAUCAAUGAAGUACAAGUAUGAGAAAAAGUAUGGCAUGAUUACUUUGUCUGGGAGUAGUUUACCUCAUUUCUUCUAUGAGCAUUGUUAUGGAUCUGUACAUUUCAACAGUGUUAAUUCAAAGAUAAUCAAAGUAGAGGCAUCUGAAACUCAUUUAGUCAAUUUACAUUUUGACAAAUACUUGACAUCGUUUGGAAGUAAUCAAUUUGGAAAACUUGGAAUUGGGAGUACUGCACAAAAUCACUUUAUUUCACAUGAGGCAGUUGGUGAUGACAAUUUCGAACGGCUCUAUUUAGAUUUUGACAAUAGUUUGGAAUUGGAUGUGUUUGUAGGCCCUUUAUGUACAGUUGCAGUUACAUAUUCCAACCAGAAAACAACAAUUGAUUAUCAUGCAAAAUCCUUGCUACAUAAUUUAGUGGUUAUCAAUGAGGAAAUUGAGGACGAACCAUAUCUUCAAGUUUACUUUCCACUCAUUGAAAUUAUUUCACCAGACCUUUGUAAAGUGUUCAAAAAUGAAAAAUUGAUCAAAGGUCUCUCACGUGAUGAGCUGGUAUUAUCUAGAGAAUUAAUCAUAUACAUUUGUGAAGUGAUUCCUUAUAUUAAUUCUGGGAAACAGUCUUGUAUUGACAUUUUUCAUGAAGAUAACUUUCUCUCCAAGUACUUUGAUGAUAUCAAGAGUUUGACAUUAUUUUUAUUUUUAUUGAAUGAUGUUCGAGAUUGUGGAAUUGAUUUGAAAGAGACCAUAUUUUCCAAACUGUCUACUUUCAUUCAAGUAGAAAAUGUCAUGCAAAUAAUUGACCAAAUUUCUGAUUAUUUGUCGAGAAAGGUUCUUAAAAAUUCUCACAAUUCAAUUCUCAUGCUACUUGUAAAGAAAUGCAUUGCCUUUAUUAAGAGUAAUUAUACUCAAGUUCGAUAUCUUCACGGAGCUGAUGAAAAAUUACUUAAACUUUCCUCAAGAAUUGAAGAAUCCAAACAAUCAUUUCAAUCAAUAGAAGUGACAUGGAAUGAAGAGAUUUUCACACAAGUUUUUUCAUUGUCAGAUGCUAUUCUGUUGUGUUCACAGCAUAAUUAUGAUUGUACUCUAAUAAUUGAUGAUAAGGGAACUGAAAUUCAGGUCAAUAAGCAAAUAGUAACAAAAUCGAGUCCAGUUCUUGCAGUAUAUUUUGAAAAGUAUUCAUCAAGUAGGAUUUCUUAUGAUGUUUUUGAAUUUGUAAAGAGUGAGGAAAUUGGAGCAGAAACUGAAAAAAUAGAAGCUAUUCGAAUUCUUCUUUCAGAAGCUUGUAAUUGUAAUUAUUCAAAUUUAAGGCUGUGUAGUGAUCAGACAUUUAUUUACAUUCUUUCAAUGAGCCAUAUAUUUGAAAUGAAGGAAAUUAUGAGGGAAUGUUGCAAGAUCAUGUUAAGUGAGAGAUUGAAUUCAUCCAAUCAAGAGUCGUUCCUUGCCCUCUCACCAAUUUAUGACGACGAUACAAAUAUGAGAUUGUUGGUAUUCUUAUUGAAAAAUCUUUCAAAGGUAUCAUCAAUAGCCAAAGUUUUACCUCGUCAAUGGGAGGAAAAAUUAGAAGAUUAUGCACAUAUGGUAAAUUGUGAAAAUGGUGUUCCAGCAUGGAUGUCUGUAAAUCUACCAAAGGAAAGCUUGACUGAGGAAGAACUAAUGUCCACAAUUAGUUUUAUUACCCAGUAUGAGGGACCAGAAGAAUAUGAUAGAAGCUCUGAAAUUAGAAGAAGAUGA